Molecule: messenger RNA, 2621 nt
Organism: Anopheles arabiensis
Lineage: Eukaryota; Metazoa; Arthropoda; Insecta; Diptera; Culicidae
Gene: Phm
Product: peptidylglycine alpha-hydroxylating monooxygenase
Exons: 7
Coding region: 362-1582 (406 amino acids)
Biological process (GO): peptide metabolic process
Cellular component (GO): membrane; extracellular region
Molecular function (GO): copper ion binding; oxidoreductase activity, acting on paired donors, with incorporation or reduction of molecular oxygen, reduced ascorbate as one donor, and incorporation of one atom of oxygen
Source: RefSeq, a predicted model, not a curated record
UUCUUUUGUAUGUUGUCUUUCGCCGAACGGAACGGUCGUGCGUGCUAGCGCGACAGGCUGUGCUGGUGCGUUUGUGAGGCGCUGCUGCUUCUUCUACUAACACUGUCUCUGGCUUUCACCAAAGAAGGCGUCGAGCGAGGUUGGUUGUGUUGACAUUGCGAAAGUACAGGCAGGCGGCCGCAGCAGUAGUGUACAAAAGGUGCUCCGAAGGAUAGUGUGGGAAAACCCAACCUUCCGCACAGCUGGGAGAAAAAAUCCGCGUGAAUUAGUUACCUGCUGGUGCUGGUUGCCUACACGUUAGGCAGUGUGUGAGUGUCUAUGUGUAUGUGUGUGUGUGGCGACAGUGCUAAACAGUGAAACAAUGCAUCAUCCACGAGUGUCGUCACGGUUCAGUCGCUUCCAUAUGGCAGCAGCAUCCUCCGACAGUAGCGAAAUCAUCCACACCUCGACCAGCAGUUCCCAAAGUAGGCGCAGAAGCGGCAGCAGCGACAGUAACAGUAAAAGCAGUUACCAAAAGAGCAAUCGUCCGCUGCCGACGAGGAUGAUGACGCUGUGGUGGUCGGUGAUGGUCUGGGCCGCCCUGGCAGUUGCGGUCUGCGGGCUUCCCGAGGGUGGCGGAAACUAUCCGGUCGGCAAGUUCCCGUUCCUGAUGCCGAAGGUCGUGCCGUACAAGCCCGAACUCUACCUCUGCACACCGGUGAAGGUGGACUACACCAAGAGCUACUAUAUCGUGGGCUUCGAACCGAACGCCACCAUGGCCACCGCGCACCAUAUGCUACUGUACGGCUGCGGUCAACCCGGUUCCGAAUCGGCUGUAUGGAACUGCGGUGAGAUGGCGGGCGGUAGCGAGGAAAGCGGCAGUCCCUGCGGAAGUGGCGCACCGUCGCAAAUUAUCUACGCGUGGGCCCGUGACGCACCGAAGCUGGAGCUGCCGGAAGGCGUCGGUUUUAAGGUCGGCAAGGACUCGCCGAUCCAGUACAUUGUGCUGCAGGUCCACUAUGCCCACAUCGAUAAGUUCAAAGAUGGAACCACGUACGAUGACUCGGGCAUAUUCAUCCACUACACCACGAAACCACUGUCGAAGCAGGCCGGUGUCAUCCUGCUCGGUACGGCCGGCUACAUCCCACCGAUGGCAACCGAACACAUGGACACGCUGUGCGACAUCCAGGAGGACAAGGUGAUCCAUCCGUUCGCCUACCGUACGCACACGCACAGCCUGGGCCGAAUGGUUUCCGGCUACCGGAUUCGAAAGGACGACGCCGGCACCGACCAGUGGACGCUGCUCGGCAAACGUGACCCACUGACGCCACAGAUGUUCUAUCCGGUCGAGAGCCGGGAUCCGAUUCGCAAGAACGAUCGACUCGCUGCCCGCUGCACCAUGGAGAGCAAUCGGACGCGCAUCACGAAAAUUGGUGCCACCAACGAGGAUGAAAUGUGCAACUUCUAUCUGAUGUACUACGUGGAGAACGAUGAACCGCUGCAGAUGAAGUACUGUUUCAGCAACGGACCGCCACUGUUCCGCUGGAGUAAUCGUGAAACGGAAUUAAAUCACAUCCCCGAUUACGAUUCGAGCCAUCUGUAAGGCGUGUGUGCCAGGGCUAGGGCAUAGACGUUAACAGUGACCACAAGCACACACAUAGAAGCUGCCGUUGGCUCGGUACUGGGAAUGAGAAGACAAUGCGGAUGGUAUUCCCAGUACUGGGACGCUCGGUCCAUUUUAUUAGGUGGUCUUGCUGCUGCUGCUGCUGCUGGUGUUGCUGAUGUGCUGAAACUCUACAUUCAACAUUCUCUCUGAUUCACUUUCCCUCACUUUCCUUAUGUCUCUACAUUCCCUCCGAGACACACACACGUACACACACACAUUGUACAGUCGAAUUGGCUGACCGGGUCCUAACUAACCAGUGCGAGGAGAGCUAUAUUUUCGAGGAAAAUGCUAAACUUCAAAGUACGAAUUUUCAUAUCACACAAUUUUAACCAAACGGACGGACGGAUGGAUGGACGGACUCGCGCACGUGGUUUGCGAAAAGAGCACGCAUAAUUACGCAUUUAUCCUAUAUAUAUACAGACAUUAUCGAGCCAACUCCAUCGCUCUAUCUCCCUUCUGCUGUAGCAAGAGAGUGUAGUGAGAUGAACGAUUCUAAUAAUCCCAAUUUUAAUAGACGAAUGCAAGGAUAGAAGGGACAAGCGCGGCACAAGGAACAGGGAAUGCUUUCAUGCUAGUCAUAUGGGAAUUUGGUUUCACGUACGUCAUGCUUUCCUUUGAGCACGCUUGUUGUUCAGUUCACUUUUUUUGGGGCAAUGUUACUGCAUAGAGCCGGGAGCGGGAUGAUAAAGAGACUUUAAUGUAUGCAAUCGAUGGUACAAGAAUGAUGCAGAACGGAACGGUUACUUAAAGGGCGAGGUGCGGGGUAUAUUUUACUAUCAAUCUAUUAUACACAAACAAUAGAAAGUUGUUAAAUUUUACGCAUGAAUGUUGCUAGUUACUGAUGUGUGUGUGUGUGUGUUCCCAGACGUGCCUGAAAGGGGAUCGCUUGGGGAUCGCAUACAGAGUGAAUGUUAUUGAUGGGAUUUAUUUAAAAAAGGGAUGUGAUUAGAAUGACCAGAGCAGUGGUGUGCUAGAG